Vitis riparia (riverbank grape) is the source of this 2367-nucleotide messenger RNA. Its product is annotated as protein PHOTOSYSTEM I ASSEMBLY 2, chloroplastic. The transcript has 6 exons. Lineage: Eukaryota; Viridiplantae; Streptophyta; Magnoliopsida; Vitales; Vitaceae. Bases 87 to 638 code for a protein of 183 amino acids. The record is from RefSeq and is a predicted model, not a curated record.
CACGGAGGGGAGGAGACAAAACGCUGCGUUUUAACGGCUCUUGCUCUCAGGAUUAUCUUCAUUCUACGGGUGCAGGAGAAGAGAGAAUGGCUACUCAGUUCUCAUCUCCCCCAACACUCUCUGCAAUUCCUUCCAAAAUCUCCAAAUUCCACCACAACUCAAAAUCAGUUGGAAUUCAUUUGAGAUGCAGUUUAGAAAAUGAGAGCCACACUCAAGGAGUUUCAGACCACUCAGCAGAACCCAUCAAGGCAAAGGGAUCUCCAGCAUUAAUCUCACGGCGUUCAUGUCUUACAUGUUUAUGUUCAACUAUGGUUUUGAUAAACACUUCUGGCAGUUCUGCCACCAUACAAAAUGCCAUGGAUGCAAAAGAAAAACCUGUAUGUCGGAACUGUGGUGGCAGUGGUGUUGUUCUUUGUGAUAUGUGUGGUGGUACAGGAAAAUGGAAAGCUCUCAACAGAAAACGGGCUAAAGAUGUUUACGAGUUUACUGAAUGCCCAAAUUGUUAUGGCCGGGGGAAACUUGUCUGCCCUGUUUGUUUAGGGACCGGUUUACCAAAUAAUAAAGGCCUGCUUAGAAGGCCUGAUGCUCGGCAGUUACUUGACAAGAUGUAUAACGGCCGGCUAUUGCCAAACUCUUAACCUGUAGGAGAAGUCACACAAUCCAUAAUAUUCGUGAAAUAUGACGCAGAAGAGGAGCUUCUGAAGAAUUAACAAAUGAACAAGCAUGGCGAAUGAUACGGCCAAAAUGAAGAUACUGAUUCAUUCAGUCAAAAUUCAGAUACUAAUUCAUUUUUGUUCGCUGUUUCACAAGAACCAACGUUUUCUACAUACUCUCUUUGGCAUCUGUGAUUCUACAUAGAGAAAUUAAAUCUCUUGGUGCGCAAGCUCAACUAUGAAAUGCAGGCUUUUUGUUUCUGUGAAGAAGAAAGCUUAGCAAAUACUCAGUUGGGGCAGAAGAUGAUAGGGUGUUGUAGAAGAACAAAAGUUGACGAGUCCACAGCAACCGAGGAUCAAGGCUGACUGUUAGGCAGCCUACUGAGAAUAGAGUGCUCUGGCUUGUGAUCACAUUCAAAAUCCAGAUGAACAAACGCCCGCUCAACUUCAGGAAGCCUCUCGAUCUUUAUCUGCAAAGUCUCUCCUAUGGUAUGAGCUUCUUUCAGGGGUAAAUCUUCUGGGAGUUCAAUAUCAACCUGUUUCCAUUCAAAGAAAAUGGAUACUUUUAGUUUGUAGCCGAUGGGGAUUUUUAUCAGCGAGGUUCUGAAAAACCGGGAAUUUAUAGAGAAACUGUUUGGGAACUGUUUUUGAAAAGAGUUCUUUGUCCUUCCCCACUCAAAAACGCAUUUGAAAUUUGUUUGGACACAACAGUUUUUUGGAAAAUUAUAAAAAUAAGGUGUUUGUUUAGAGCAUAUUUUAAUUAUUUUCAUUUCUUUGUUGGGAGGUAUUUAAAAAAAUCAUUGUAAAAAUUAGACAUAGAAAACAAAUCCUUCCAAGUUCCCAAACGAACUUCUUUUGUAAAAAACGUCAAAGAUAUGUUUUGAAAAAUGUCCUCAAAAAACUGCUUUUCGAGAAGUGCUUUAAAAAUAGUUCCCAAACAAGUCCUAUCAUUCUUUCUGGUAGGAUAUACCUUGAUACCUGAUUACAAGCUUACUUAACUCUUCAAGAUUAAUAGACUAACCUCCACAAAAUAAAGAACUCCAAAGGUAUAAGCCCGAACAGUAUCAAUACGCUUGACCUGAGGGUGCCUUAUCACAAGAUACGUCAAUUUCUGCAGAACUUCAGGAGCUGCAGAUUGCCCCACAAGAGAAACUGCAUCAAGAAACUUUGCAUCAAAGAGUAGACAUGGAUGACAACGGAUAAAACCCGGAAAAUGGUUGAGCUGUUAGUUUCUGAAAGUAGAGACUGUAGUAUGACAAUCAGACCUAUAACUUCAAGACUCCCCUUGAGAAACUUUUUAAAUCAGGAAGAUUUAAAGCAGAUAAGGUAUGGAGAAAGAAGCUACCUGCAUUUUCUAAAACAGUUUGAGACCAGUUGGUAAUUGUGUAAACCGCAAGGAAAAUAGCUCCAACAGGGUCAAUCCACCAGUAAAAUUUGUCUCCAAGAACAGCAGCAACUAAGCCUACCACAUUCGUUAUCACAUCGAAAUAGUGAUCCUGAAAACAGGCAUUUUGAGAUGGUUAAACAAACACUUAUUUAGGUAGAGAAGUUCUAGAGUCAGUGUUGCAUACAUUUGCAUAGGCACGGACGAUCUUGUUUCUAGAAGUUCUGCAGUAAAGCCAGAGUGCGAGUUUUACCGCAGUAGCAGAUAACAUGAUUGUGUAUAACCAGAUCAACUGGUCUGAGCUCAUCUUAUCUGAAGCUUUAUCUUUAA